Molecule: messenger RNA, 1345 nt
Organism: Dimorphilus gyrociliatus
Lineage: Eukaryota; Metazoa; Annelida; Polychaeta; Dinophilidae
Source: the annotation of a GenBank genome assembly
AAUGCAUAAUCAGAGACAAGCAACAUUCAUUCGCCGUCAUCCGGCUUAUUAUUCGACAUUAGCGGCCGGAGGCGUCCCAAAGCGUCAGUUUACCAUUCCGGAAACUUCUACAUCAAUGACCUACAAUGCAAAUCCAGUUAUACCCUAUCCAGCAAACCUACCACCAGGAUUGAAUGUUCUCUAUCCCGGUAAAAGGUUUAAAGGAAGAUCUGUAGACGUUCCUGAUGCCCGCACGAGUCAAAAUAUUUUAGAAUCACUAACACCACCAACUCGCCAUAGACCUCAAAUGAGCGCUUUGCAAGAAGAAUUUAUGCGAGAAUAUCUAUUACAAGACAGAGUUUUACCCGGAAAUCAAAUGCUAAUUCCCAGUAUUCCUAGUGCUUCUAGUUCUACUGAAAAUAUGACAACUAUCACUCAAGAUUCAAUUGCCACUACACCGGCUACAUCGGCUAAAUGGUCUUCUCAUUUAAAACGGAAGCUAUCGUGGAGAAAAACCCCCUCAACUAGCAUUGAUGAUGAGUAUUGGAGUGAGGAUAUGUUACCUCCGAGUUACGCUAAUAUGACUAAAGCUAAUAGGGAUAAUCAGUCUUGGGUAGAUCUUAUGGUACCACCUAGCUACCAAACCAAACCUUCUUCCAUUCCAGCUAAAGAUUUAAGCGUCGAUUUGCUAAAUAUAGGCCAGCGAAGAAUUAGGAGGCAAGAAACGCCCAUACAUACGUCUUUCUUACUGAAAGAAGAUCAAGAUAUUGAAGAAGAUGAACAUUCUUCUCGUGUAUCAUGUACAGGUUCUUUCUGCAAAGUAUGCAUGUCAGCAUUCGCCCACAUAACGGCCUUAAUUUGCAUAAUUUUGGUGAUACAUUUCUCAAUAUGCUACUACAAGUCUCUGGCUCCUAAGGAAUUACCAACAGGGACAAAAAAUGGCCUCCUCAUUACAAACUUAAAAGAAACUUCUUCUUAUAAAACUGCCCUGAUAGCUUGCGCCUGCAUUCUGGCGAUUGCAUACAUAUUAAUAUUCAUAGAAGCUCACACCAGCCAAUCUAGGGCUUAUAUUCACAAUUAUAGAACGAAGGAAGAAGCUUUGGUCUAUAUCGAGGUCAUGAAGAAGACAAAUCCGACAAUUAAAUGGCAUGUGGAGUGCUUCGAUUUAACUAACACUGAGGAUAGUUAUAGCGUUGUACAUGUUGUAAGACAUUCUCAAUCUGAGGUUUAUCAACAUAGAGGCUGUAAGGAUAUUUCUUCAGAUCCGCCAAUUUUUGCCAAAGGAACAAUCUGCAGGUGCUUUACGACCUGUCACGUAACAUAUUUUUCUGGCGGAAAGAAGAGAAAACCUGUUAGAAAACUAUGA